Cooperia oncophora is the source of this 380-nucleotide messenger RNA. The record is from the annotation of a GenBank genome assembly. NCBI's taxonomy places the organism in Eukaryota, Metazoa, Nematoda, Chromadorea, Rhabditida, Trichostrongylidae.
AUUUCGGUGAUAUUUUCUGCGAACUGGCCGCUCACGAGUCGCAUGCAAAUGCAAACGAGGCGUUUACCGUAUUCGGUGAAGCUCACCGUCAACUAAGCAAGAAACAGAGCGAUUCACUGAAGAACCUGCGGCCGCUUAUUGCUGAUCUCGUCACAUACGUGGACAAAGUAGUUCCUGAUACUCAACUCACUGUGAAAAAUACAAGUAAAAAAAUGUUGAGAAGGGAUGGGUAUCAAAAUCAAAUCAAGGACAAAUCAGAACUCACUGUAAUUUUCAUGUUGGCGCUCACUAGUGAAGUGAGCGCCAACAUGAAUAUAUGCAAUUAUAUCACGAAAAAAGAAGAGAACAUCCAGAAAAUGGAAAGUGAUAGCAAUUUCUAA